AUGCCUGUCAACGAGUCUUCGCCUCUCCCGCUCUUGCGUCCGGAUGAUUACGUGCGCUCGCUCUCCGAAACGACCUUGACCUCUUCCUACAUAUCCAAAGACGGAGAGACACAGGACAACAGACCGCAGACACGCAGUGCCAAUACCAAUCCAAACCCGGAAGGAACAGAACGAUGGGACCAGCUCACGAAGGAGAAGCGAAGCCGUCUUGCUGAUUUCUAUCACCGGGUCAGUCCUCUAUACAUGGGGUGGCCGCAUCCAGACGACGAGGGGCGCAAUAUGAAUGUAUUCGUGGGGUCGAUCCAUGAUACCGAUACGAGGGUGUUGUUGGAGGCACGGAUGCAUGUUGCAAGGUGUCGCUCAUGGGAUGAGUUAAGAGCUAUGGUGCAGGAGAUGACUGGAGAUAGCGAGGGUGAUGCUGCAGUUGGUGAGCGUGCUAUGCAGCCUGGGGCUGAUGUUCAACAGGUUACCACGACGAAUGGGAUCCCGGUUGAGUCGGCGCUGAAGAGGAAGAGGUAUAUUCCCAUCGUGCCGCCUGAUCAGGAUGAACAGCUUGUGAUUGAUGCGUAUGGGCGGGGAUGGUCUGGUGUUUCAUGA
Aspergillus melleus is the source of this 597-nucleotide messenger RNA. RefSeq lists its product as uncharacterized. The coding region runs from base 1 to 597 and encodes 198 amino acids. The record is from RefSeq and is a predicted model, not a curated record. The transcript has a single exon. NCBI's taxonomy places the organism in Eukaryota, Fungi, Ascomycota, Eurotiomycetes, Eurotiales, Aspergillaceae.